AACCAGUGGCAAAUUGAGACGACGUUUGAACAAACUUGAAGCGCAAACGGCAUUUCAGCAGACACGAAACGAGGUUGGGAAAUUUGGAAGUUUAAAAUUGAUUAACGUUAAUUGCUGAUUGAAACGUUUAAUUAAUUUGUGAUAGUGUUGACAAGCAAGAGAUCCAGUCAGAAGUUACUUAGUUUUACUUCGAUUAAAUUGUCACUAGACUUUAUCAUGUUUGGUGGAGGAGCAACAACCGGAUUUGGAACUUCGUCAUCUUUCGGAGCAGUUCCUCAAAAUAUAUCAAUCAACUCUUCAAUUAACCCGACACAACAAGCUCAAAACGUUCAACCGAGAGAUUUUGAAGUCACAAGUCCACCAGAUGAUUCUGUUUCCUGUUUACAAUUCAGCCCUCCCACUAUCCCGCAAAUAUUUCUGAUUGCUGGAAGUUGGGAUAAUAAUGUUCGCUGUUGGGAAGUGGAUAGAACUACGGGCAAGACAGUGCCAAAGUCAAUGCAGUCUAUGACAGGACCUAUUCUUGAUGUCUGUUGGAGUGAUGACGGAACAAAAGUUUUCAUGGCCUCGUGUGACAAAACUGUGAAAUGUUGGGAUUUGGGAAGUAAUUCUACUAUUCAAGUGGCUCAGCAUGAUGCUCCAGUGAAAUCAUGUCACUGGAUUAAGGCUCAGAAUUACAGUGCUGUAAUGACGACUUCUUGGGAUAAAAUGAUUAAGUUUUGGGAUACGCGUGCACCAAGUCCAAUGUUACAAUUACAACUUCCAGAGCGCGCAUACUGCGUCGACGUGAGUUAUCCCAUGGGUGUGGUUGGAACAGCGGGACGUGGAUUGAUCAUAUAUAAACUUGACAACACACCCACCGAAUUUAAACGCAUCGAUUCCCCACUAAAAUACCAACAUCGAUGCAUCUCAAUUUUCAAAGAUAAAACAAAUCAGCCAACUGGAUUUGCUUUGGGGAGUGUGGAGGGCCGAGUUGCAAUUCAAUAUGUCAAUCCCAGUAACCCAAAGGAUAACUUCACUUUUAAAUGUCAUCGGUCCAAUGGAACGAAUCAAGGAUUUCAAGACAUUUAUGCUGUGAAUGAUAUAAAAUUCCACCCAGAGCAUGGCACUCUUGCCACCGUAGGUUCUGACGGACGUUACAGUUUUUGGGACAAAGAUGCGCGUACAAAACUCAAGACUUCUGAUCAAAUGGAACAACCUAUCACGGCUUGUGCUUUUAAUGGCGAUGGACAAAUUUUUGCAUAUGCCGUUAGCUAUGACUGGUCCAAGGGGCACGAGUACUACAGUCCGCAAAAGAAGAAUCAAAUAUUCCUUCAUCCCUGUUAUGAAGAUUUAAAACCAAGGCAAAAAACAUAAGAUUCCAAGUAUGUAUGGAGCUGGAAUGAGAAAUACGACGUGGACUUUGCCAGACCAACAAAUAAAUACUGCUAAUCGUAAAGUGUAAUUUUGUAUCCUCCUUCUCGUUGUACUUUUUUAUGUUGAUGCAUUUAUGAAUGCCAUAUGAAUUUUCUAAGUAAUGUAAUGUGAAAGUGUAAACUAGUAGUUUAUGCAUAUGAAAGUGAUACAGAGAUAUGAAACGAUGUGUAUGAUUAUUGAGUUUCUGAAAUUAAGAAAAUAGUUUAAAUUAUAAUUGCUGAGAAAUGUAGCGUAUUUUAUUUAUCACAGAAAUUUAAAAUGGUUGCAUUACACGCACAUUAUCAAGUUUUGACUAAAAUUAAAACCUUUGCAUUAGUUCAGUAAAAGAAAA
This is a messenger RNA of Folsomia candida, 1744 nucleotides long. RefSeq names its product mRNA export factor (gene Rae1). The record is from RefSeq and is a predicted model, not a curated record. Gene Ontology annotation, cellular component: nuclear pore. The transcript has 9 exons. NCBI's taxonomy places the organism in Eukaryota, Metazoa, Arthropoda, Collembola, Entomobryomorpha, Isotomidae. Gene Ontology annotation, biological process: transcription-dependent tethering of RNA polymerase II gene DNA at nuclear periphery; RNA export from nucleus. Gene Ontology annotation, molecular function: RNA binding; ubiquitin binding. Bases 217 to 1353 code for a protein of 378 amino acids.